AUGCAAAGUGUCGCAACUUUCGUUGCUGCGACGAGAUGCUUAAUAUUUGCGCAGGAAGAGGCCACCAUAAGAAUUACAGAUGCAUCAUUUUGCUACGGUUAUGAAUAUCUCGGCAAUGGGCCUCGUCUCGUAGUCACCCCUCUGACUGACAGGAUCUACGUGACUGCAACCCAGGCACUGCACCUCUGCAUGGGAUGCGCGCCAGCUGGUCCAGCAGGAACCGGGAAAACAGAAACAACCAAAGACCUUGCUUCUGCUCUUGGCAAGGCAUGCUAUGUCUUUAAUUGCUCUGACCAAAUGGAUUACCAAUCCAUGGCGAACAUUUUCAAGGGUCUGGCGGCUUCUGGUUCCUGGGGAUGUUUUGACGAAUUUAACCGUCUUGUGCCCGCUGUACUCAGUGUGUGCUCCGUCCAGUUUAAGUCAGUUGUCGAUGCUAUCAAAGCGCAUGCGAAGACGUUUUUUAUCCAAGGAGAUGAAACAGCCCUCGAUCGCACAUGCGGAGUGUUUAUUACUGUGAGCGAGCGAAAAAGCUUGCCUCCAAAACUAUCCAACCAACGUUCUUCUGAAUACAGCGUAAAGCUACAGGCCACGUGUUCCAUAUGUCAGAAACAUAGUGGGCUUGAACUUGGGUUGGUGUGGCCCCCGCAGAUGAACCCUGGAUAUUUAGGUCGCUCUGAGCUCCCUGAGGGGCUGAAGUCAUUGUUUAGGCCCAUAACAGUCAUUGUCCCGGACUUGGAGCUAAUAUGUGAAAACAUGCUAAUGGCUGAAGGCUUUGUUGAAGCAAAGGAGCUCGCGAGGAAGUUUACCCGACUCUACGCCUUGUGCAAGGAUUUGCUAUCGAGAGCUCCGCACUAUGAUUGGGGGCUGCGAGCGAUCAAGUCUGUAUUGGUUGUGGCUGGUACUUUCAAGAGACAGUGGCCUGACCUAUCUGAGCAGGCAAUUCUCAUGAAGGCGCUGAGGGACUCUAACCUGGCUAAAAUUGUUGCUGAUGACGCAACAGUCUUCCAAGGUAUACUGUAA
Eimeria necatrix is the source of this 1020-nucleotide messenger RNA. RefSeq lists its product as hypothetical. The record is from RefSeq and is a predicted model, not a curated record. Gene Ontology annotation, cellular component: dynein complex. Gene Ontology annotation, biological process: microtubule-based movement. Gene Ontology annotation, molecular function: dynein light intermediate chain binding; dynein intermediate chain binding; ATP binding. Lineage: Eukaryota; Apicomplexa; Conoidasida; Eucoccidiorida; Eimeriidae.